CUCGGGGACCCCGAGAGAGGGUCACUAAGUAUGUUAGGCCUUCAGUCUCGGGCUCUUUUUCAAAGUCAAAAAAUAUGCCUCUAGUUUUUCUGGUUUUGGUUACAAACAUUUGUUUCCAAAAACCAAGCAUUUGUAAGGCCUGUCUUUUCUAUAAAAGAAAAAUAGUCUUCACUUUCUAAACCACCUGGCUAUAAAUGGAGCAAUUUAGAAAAGAGAUUGAAGUAGGGUCUCAAUUUUAUCAACAAAACACAGCUUGGAAAAUUCGGGAUUUAGAAACAGCUACGCAGACUACAUUGUUUCAACAAAAAAGAGCUUCAGUUGCAUUUUCUGAGUUUGAGAUUCAACUUUCGUCUGUUCCGCAAGAAAUUUAAACAUUCUAAGAAACCCAAGCACAAAGUAGGUAUCUCUGAAUUUACUGUAACAAAAUCCCUCAACCUCGUGCAAAGAAAAGCUUUUUUAUUGGAAAUAUUUUACAGGUGCACCUAUCAUCAAAGGUCAAUUGUCGUGUUUUCGUAAUCAUGGAUAUUGUUCAGAAAUAGAAGAAACUCGAACGUUAUUCGCACUUCAAAUCUUAAUUACAAUUCCUUGAUAAAUUUUCUUUUAUUUCCCGCUUGAACUGUCGGCUUAAAACUUUCUGUUACUUGUUACAGCUAUACGAAACUUUGACGGUGUCGGAACUUUUCCAUUGCUUUCGGGCAUUUUUCCUCUAACCAUAAUUGUUACACGUAGUAGAUCAAUUAUUUGCUAUAAAUACAGAAUUGUGUAGUGAAAAUUGUUUUUCCUACGGUUCAUUAAGAUGGAUCGCAUGGUGAACUCGUUAGGAUCGCGGGAGAACCCUUACAUUGCUUGUUUACUCCAUAACUUGGCUACAGAUACAUGUUUAGGUAAAUUUAGUUAUAAGCGUUCAGCGUGUUAUAGGCAUGCAGCGUUAUUUCUACAUAAAAAUUGCUGUUAAUUAGCUUUAGAUGACGUAAAACUGCACAUGUUAUUCUUGCUUCUUAUUGGUAGUUAAAUUUGGAGAAUUUUUGUAGCGUUACUCAGAACCAGGGACUGUAGAUUUAAAAGAGAGCGUGUUAAUUGUGAAUUCAGAUGCAUCGUACGAUGUAAACACGAUGGUUGAUACCAAUGAAGAAGAAAGCAGAGCAGAAUUGUCUUGUUUUUCUUCAGCGUUCAUCUUUAGAUACUUCAACAAAUCUUUAGAAUUAGCAACUGGGGAGUUUAUAGUCCCAAAGACUGGUCCACCGAGCGAAAAUUGGAAGUAAACACAUGCGAUGGUUGAACUGCCGAAGUUGAAGAGAAUCCGAGGAGGCCACAGAAGUUUUUCGUCUAGGCUGAUAGCAAGAGUUGAAGACAGCAAAGACGAUGCGAAGAGCUUGAGGCAACUGGAAAUUCAACUGAAAGAACAGCUAGAGACCCUGAAACCACUCGAUGAGAAAAUCCUCAAUUUGAUGGUCAGCGAGGCUAGAGAUGAUGACGAAGCCAAUGACGAGCUAACUAGAGAAAUAGAGGAAUGCGGUAGCUUCAGAGUAAAGGUAAAUUUGGCAAUUAUUACCAUCAAGGACUAUUUAAAACACUUUUAUGAAGAGUCAACUCUAAAUUUAAGACGAAGCGAUUCUCAAAUUUCCACAGACAGUUUAAAUUCAAGUAGCUCUUCGUCAUUCCGUAAAGUAAGAGCCAAACUGCCAAAACUAGAGCUGAAAAAGUUUUCGGGAAGGCACAAGACUGGCAGGAAUUUUGGGAAGGGUUUGUCAGUGCAGUACAUGGAAAUGAAGAACUUUCCGUAGUCGAUAAAUUUGCCUAUUUAUGGUAUUAUUUUGAAGAUUCAGCUAGAAAGUCAUUUCAGGAUUCGAGCUAACAGAAAAACAUUAUCAAGCUGCAUUAGAUUUAUUAAAGCAACGAUUCGCAAAACCUUCGUUAAUUAAAAAGGCGCAUAUCAAGGAUCUUAUUUAUGCUCCAGUAGUAUUUAACGAAAGGAAUGUUCCUAGGAUGCGUGAAUUAUACGAUACAAUUGAAACGCACUUCAGAGGGUUAGAAGCGCCCGGUGUAGAUCAAGAUAGUUUUGCGACGAUAAUUCUACCUACACUAAUGGAAAAAAUACCCGAGCCCGUUAGAUUAAACAUGAUAAGAGGGGGAAAAAAUUUUGAAGAAUGGGACAUUGAAACAAUGCUCGUAUCUUUUCCCCACGAGUUGAAUGUUAGGGAACAAAACUUCUCCAUGCUCUCAGAAAAGCCGGUAACGAAACGAGACGAUGGAUUCAAACCGAGGCAACCGACCAAAACAUCAGCAAGUGCACUCUUGUCGGGUAACGAAGGCGAUAAAAAUUGGAAGAUAGCUUGCGCAUACUGCUUCGAAGACCACGAAGAAUUGGAUUGCAGCAAGGUGCAAGACAUCGAAGAACGUAAAAAAAUUAUUUUGCGUAGCGGUAGAUGUUUUUGUUGUUUAAAAAAAGGUCAUCGUCGAUUUUGAUACAUGGCUCGAUAGCUUGCCCAAAGUUCUUUCCAUGUGUCCAUCAGCCUAAAAUUGUUUAAUUCUCAUUGCUGUUCUAUAAAAUAUUGCGGUUGACCAUUCAUUGUUAUUUAGCCAUAUUAACUUGGAUAUUUUAUAUUUAGUAUAAUUAUGUUGACCGGUAUAUUGUAAUUAAUCAAUUUUAUGUUGAAAAAAUAUUUUGAGCUUGAGUUGAGUUUGAGUUCAUCGUGCUUCUAAAUGCAAGAGUUAAGGUUGUUUGCAAAUUUGGUAAGUUUAAACAUCACUCAUCUAUUUGCACUCGUAAUACCACGCUGUGUUGGACAAGACUUCUCCUAAGCCCAGCGCGCCACCCAAUUUAAUAAGCACCACAUCCUGUGUAGAGAAGGUUGACAGCGGGGGGCGAGCGGCAUUGCAGACAGCCCAGGCUAUUGUUGUAGGUAAACCACAAGUGGGGGCAAGAGUUUUUUUUGAUACAGGUUCUCACAAGACUUUUGUUACUCGGGGGUUAGUAGAUCAUUUAGCUCUAAAGCCCAUUAAAAGGGAAAUCAUUGGGAUUAAGACCUUUGGUUCCAACAAUGUGGAUGAAGGCAUGAGAGAGAUUGUGGAGAUAAAGUUGCUGCCAGUGAGAGGAGAGGGAUCUGCAGUUAAAUUAAAUGCCUUUGUUGUUGAUCAUAUCUCUGAAAUCUCAAAUGUUCACCCUGAAAUUGUUAAACAUGAAUACGCUCAUCUUGCAAAUGUUUGGUUUUCAGAUGUAGCUUGUUUUCAGGAUUCAUUAGAAGUAGACAUUUUGAUUGGAAUAGAUUUUUUUACGAAUUUCAAGAGGACAAGGUAAUUCGAGGGGAGCCAGGACAACCAGUGGCAGUAAAAACAAAACUUGGUUGGGUUCUUUCUGGACCAUUAGAUGGUACGAACUUUCUUUAUACUGAAAAUGUGAACACAAACUUGAUUGUUGAUUCCUCAUGUUACCUAGCAAGUCAGACAAAUGUACAAAUGGAUCAUGAAAUUCAAAAAUUAUGGGACUUGGAGACUUUAGGCAUAAAGAAUACUGAUGAAGUUUAUGCUAACCUUCUUGACAACGUUGCAUUCACAGGUGAAAGGUAUUCAGUAAAGCUGCCUUGGGAGAUGGGGCACAAACCUCUUCCAUCUAAUUUUGCACCUAGCCUUUCCAGGUUGAAAGGGCAAUUAAAGAAGUUAAGGAAAGAGCCAAAAGUCCUUGAAUCUUAUGACCAAAUUAUCAAGGAGCAGUUGGACCAGCACAUAAUUGACAAGGUGACAGAGCUGGAAGUGCCUGAGAAACAACAUAUCUUACCUCAUCAUGCAGUGAUUUGAAGUGAAGCCGAAACCACAAAGGUAGAAGUCAAGGAACGUUUUUGCUGGUAAGAAGCAAAACAGCACUGUUUUGGAUCAAUAAUGCUGGUCAUUGGAAACAGUUUGUCCAGCACCCUGUCGAAGAGAUCCUCAAACUUUCAAGCAAGGAAAACUGGGGCCAUUGUGUAGGAAUCUGCAACCCAGCAGACAUUGGCUCAAGGGGAGCGCUACCAAGUACACUCAAGGAUAAUAGACUUUGGUGGCAUGGACCUCAUUGGCUUUUGCUUGACAGAAAAUACUGGCCCUCAGAAACCUUGUUAGAAAACAGUGAAGAAGUUCCAGCAGAGAGAAAAAAUUCAGCAGCAGUUACAACAAUGGUACAAGAAACUCCACAUGGUAUGUCUCAACUUAUCAAGAUUAACAAAUUCAGUUAAUUAGAUCAUUUGUUGAGAGUUACAUCGUGGGCCUUACGGUUUAUCUCAAAUCUGAAGGCAAAAAGGGCAAGGAGACCAAUUAACACUAAUGAACUAGAUGCUUCAGAAAUUUUAUCUGCAGAAGCCUAUUGGAUUGUUGAUGCUCAAGAAAUGUUGCAAAGGGAUUCAAAGUAUAAACAACUUGCUAUAAAUUUAUUUAGGCAUCUUUAAGGAAGGUAAAUUGUUAAGAUGCAAGGGAAGGUUAGGAAACUCUGACAUAGAUUUUGAAGGUAAAUUCCCCAUAAUUUUGCCAAGCCAUCAUAGAUUGACAGAGUUGAUUGUUCAUGCUUGUCACAAAAAAGUCCAUCAUGAUGGUUUGAAAUCUACUCUUGCUGAACUUAGGGCAUGAUUUUUGGUGCCAAGGGGUAGGCAAUAUGUAAAGACAUUGAUUAACAGUUGUGUUAAAUGUAAGCAGGUCCAAGGAAAAGCUUAUUCGUCUGCACAAGCUGGAGAUUUGCCCCUUUUUAGGGUACAAGAGACCAAACCUUUUUCUAAUGUGGGUAUUGACUUUGCAGGUCCGUUGUAUUAUAAGUCGAAAUCAAAUGAAAUGCAGGAACGUUAUAUUGUGCUUUACGUUUGCUGUACUACCAGAGCUUUACAUCUAGAUCUUGUAACUGAUCUUGCUGGUUCUGCCUUUAUUCUUAGUUUAAGAAGAUUUGCAGCGCUGAGGGGCACUCCAGAUAUAAUAAAUACGGACAAUGCGCAAACGUUCAAAUUUACUCAUAAGUUUUUUGAUAAACCUACACGUGACCACUCAGUGUUACCAAAUUUUCAAGCAAAAAGGAUUGUAUGGAAGUUCAAUUUGGAAAGCUCACCCUGGUGGGGGGGGGGGCAUUUUGAAAGAAUGGUAGGUAUGGUAAAACGGUGUUUGAAAAAGGUGUUAGGAAAUGCUAGAAUGACAUUUGAUGAACUUCUUACUGUGCUUGUUGAGAUACAAUCUACUUUAAACAACAGGCCAAUGACAUAUUUAUAUGAUGAACUUGGUUAUCAACUUUUGACACCAUCUCAUUUAAUUUAUGGUAGGAGACUUCCUCAGAAAUCUGAGACCCCGUUUGCACUGUCCCGUGCAAGUUUGGAACCGUGACAAAACUGUCGCGGUUCGCCCUUCCGUUUACACUAGCACUGUGGAACCGUGACGAUUUUGCUCUGCUAUCCGGAACAGUUUGGACCCUGCUUUGAAAGCGAACGAAUUUUGUACCGUCACGGUUCCGUUUUUGAACGGGACAGUGUAAACACCUAUCCGAGACGAUUUUGUCACGGAUUCACAAAGAGGUCUUUUGUAUGGCUGUUUGAGGUAAUCGAGGCUUUGAUUGUGGCGUAACUACGUUGUCAAUUUCUGAAGAAAAGGAAAUUCUGAAGAAAAGACGACCACAGAAAAGGCUUGUAUUGUUUCCCAGUCCAAGCCUUGAUUGGACUUUGCAGUUUUGUAGUCUAAAAUAACACUGAAAAUUAAAGCCACCUUGUCGUUCGUCCAAGUAAAGUUUUUAUCGGCCUUCCACUCCAUUUUAACUCUCAAUAAAAAUUCUAUUGUUGACUUCGGCGGCAAAAUAAAAGCCUUGGUUGACUAAAUACAGCGUCUACUAAACAAUGUUCUGCCAUUAAAUUAAGGUUGUACCGGUACAGUGUAAAUGGAACGGCUAAACGAAACAAUUUGGAACCGCGACAGUGUAAACACUUGCGAACCGUAACGGUACAAAAUUGUCCCGGGACAGUGUAAACGGGGUCUGAAUGAAUCGCUUGUAACUCUAAUAAUUUUGAUGAAGAUACCACAUCUCAUACCAAACGACUCUUGUAUUUGCUUAAGAAACUAAACCACUUUUGGUCUCGAUGGAAAACCGAGAAUCUUGUAGAUUUGCGAGAAGUGCAUAAGAAGAAUGGAUUCAAGGAAUCAAAUGCUGCAGUCGGAGACAUGGUACUAGUGAAGGAAGAUGACGUGAAAAGAGGCCAAUGGAAGAUGGGCGUGAUCUUUCAGUUAAUCAAGGGAAAAGAUGGAAUAGUAAGAGGCGCAAAGGUCCGUGUAAACGGAAGAGGUAAGCCAGAAUUUUUAAAUAGACCUCUACAGAAAUUAUUUCCAUUUGAAGUACAAAGCGGAUUGGCGAGGAGAAACAUUGUGGACGUGGAAAGUGGUAAUGGGAAGGAUCAUGAGAAUAAAGCGGAGGAUCCGACCCCAGUAUUCCCUGCUACUAGACCCAAGCGCGCCGCAGCUAAGGACUCGCAAUGGAAAACUCGUCUUAUUCUUGACUCAAUAUGAGUCAACAAGGGGAGUGUGUCGGAACUUUUCCAUUGCUUUCGGGCAUUUUUCCUCUAACCGUAAUUGCUACACGAAGUUGGUAAAUUAUUUGCUAUAAAUACAGAAUUGUGUAGUGAUUAGUUGUUUUUCCUACGGUUCAUUCAGAUGGAUCGCAUGGUGAACUCGUUAGGAUCGCGAGAGAACCCUUACAUUGCUUGUUUACUCUAUAACUUGGCUACAGAUACAUGUUUAGGUAAAUUUAGUUAUAAGCGUUCAGCGUGCUAUAGGCAUGCAGCGUUAUUUCUACAUAAAAAUUGCUGUUAAUUAGCUUUAGAUGACGUAAAACUGCACAUGUUAUUCUUGCUUCUUAUUGGUAGUUAAAUUUGGAGAAUUUUUGUAGCGUUGCUCAGAACCAGGGACUGUAGAUUUAAACGACGUUGCUAAAACGAGGAACAAGCGGAACAACCUAGUAACAAGCGGAACAACCCAGUGACAACCCAGGAACAAGCGGAACAACCCAGUAACAACCCAGUAACAAGCGGAAAUGUGAAGUUAUUGUUUUGUAAAUAACACAUGGGGGCGUUGAUAAGCCAACUCUCUAAAGUUCGCGUUCGUGGACCCAUAAUUCCGCAAAAAUGAUGCAAACUAUGCCCAUAAUUCCGCAAGGCAAUUUCAUUUUGAAAGCACAACAAAAUCAUCAAACAAAUUUUGCAUGUCCUUCGCUAAAAAUCUCAAAAUUGCACAUAUUUCUUACUCUCAUUUCUAACUGGACAUUCAUUUUGUUAAUGCUCAAUCUCCCUCCUAACAAUUUUGCAGUAUUUUUCGAAAAUGGUACCCAUAGUUCUGCACAUAUUUCAAAAACUGACAUCGAUAAUUCCGCACUUUUCAGAAAAAGGUACCCCUAAAAAAUGGCACGUCCCCCUACCUUCAAACUUGUUAAGGUACCCCCUCCCCCCCCUUCUUGUAGUAGGACGCUCCCCAGAUCACAUGACCUUUUAUAAUCACGUGACAAGUACUAUUUAAUCCGAAGCUUUGUAAAGCGUAGUUCAGUAAUCUUCGUAUCCUCGUUCAGUUAAGUUAUAAAUCUUGAAUGAUAAUCAAGAUAUGAAAAUGUAAAGAGUGUGUUUCCUUGCUCUACCAUCUCAAUAAUAUAAAUAGAAGCACCUCUCACAUCUGGUGGAUGACCCGUUUUGUCACGAUCGCCGUCCCGUAUGUCGCAAGAAGAAACUCUCGGACUUAUCAAUGGUUUGGCCGCUGUUGCUAAAGAACAAAAUGCAUCCAAUAAGUCAAGAACCGAAGAAUUGAAAUCACUUGCCUCUGCCGUAAAAGAUUUAUCCGACCUUAUAAAUCUUCAGUCGCAAACUUCUCCUGGUCAUGCUGCUCUUCGCCUGCCGAACCUUACACUGCCUGAAUAUACAGGAAUUGAAGAUCUUGACCGUUUUCUGGACCAGUUCAACCAGGUUCUCCGAUCUUCUGGUGCAAAUCCGCAGUUUUAUCUAACGUACCUCAAGCAACAGUGCCGAAAGGAUAGCCGUGCCUUCGAUAUUCUUUGCAAUUAUGAGAGCACCCAUCUCGUCCGAUUGCCUGCAUCUCCGACCUCUGAUGACUAUUACCAGUUUUACAAUGCUGCACUAAUGGUUCUUCACUCCCAACGUGGAAUUCCAAAAGACCAGCAAAUUCGCAAUCUCUUGGCCACGUAUUAUACCAUGCGCCAACAACACCACGAAAGCGUCUCCAACUUCGCACACCGGUUUUGUGAGACCCAACAUUCCUUGGAGAAACUAAUUCCAGGUAUUCACAUGACAGCCGAUGGAAAUGAAAUCGAGUUGAUUCAUGCCUUUGCCCUCAAACUACGUGAGGAUAUUUCGCGGGUUCUUUUUGCUAGGGAUUUCAACUACCCGACUUUAAUGGCCCUGAUUGAAGCUGCCAAACGAUACGAGACCAAAACUACUUCAAUCGCAGUUGACGAGCCUAUUUCUACAGCCAAUGCUUUACCCGUUACGCCUGUUUCUGCCUACCCAAGAAAAGCACCUGCACACAGUCAAGAAGCAACACCAAAACCUUCAGGUGAACUUUGCUUUCAAUAUAAUAAAUAUCCCCGUGCCUUUUGUGAACUUUCUAAUGGUAGAUGUAAGAAAGGUUAUAUUCAUAAGUGCACCAAAUGUGGUCGCUUUAAUUGUAAAGCUGUUCGUCAUAAUAGGACCAAGGCUAUUUCGCAUUAUAAUUCUGUUGAACCUAACUCACUCCAUACGCAUAUUGCUAAGGUGGAACCGUCUGUCGAUUCUGAUACGACUUCUUUAUUGAAAUCUAUCCACUCAUUAUUGCUCACGAGUAAAGAACAUGUUGCACCGCCCAACGAUGAGGCCGUCCCUCCCAAAGGGGGUUCGCAAGACAAUGUUUAUAGCAUGCCUGCCAUAAGUUUAGCUCCAGAUAGUGUCACAAUUUCUAAUUUAGAUCUUGCGAACCGUAAUAUUUUAUGGUGUUCUGUUUCGUCAGCUGGGGUUUCUCUCCCUUUGCCUCUCGACACUUGCUGCUCAGUGUCUUUAGUUAGCAAAGCGCACGCUGAUAAAGUUCUUGAAACACGCCCUGACCUCAAGUUUUCGCGCUUAGAGCAGCCCGUUAAGGUCUCUGUUGCCAGUCCCUCGGCCUCUUUUAAAGCCGUAGGUAUAAUGCAAGUUCCCUUGCAAUUCGAAAAUGGGCGUUCUGCAACUUUUUCUAUGCUUGUCGUGCCAAAUUUAUCUUGGCCGGUACUUUUUGGCCAAAAUCAUUUACGCAAGACCGAUGCCCGUAUUAAUUAUCGUGCUCUAACUGUAUACUUUGCCGAUAAAGGGUUAGAAUUCGAAGUCAAGUGUCACGAUUCUAAUCCUAUUCAUGCAUUUCCACAUUUGCAUUUUCCUACAAGUAGUUUUACUUCUACUGCUAAUGUUACAUGUUUGUUGACUGCCCUACCAACACAGCCAGGUGAACCUGUUCGCCUCCACAGGGGCUUUAAUUUUGUUACUGUUUGCAUGUUGCUUGCAACAUCGCUGGUGGGCUCCUCCCUAUUUUCGGCUUCGGGUGACCUUUGGCUGGAAGGUAAUAAAAUAUUACCGGGGGUCACUACCCUUAGUGGUCCUAUUUCCCUUUCUGGGUUACCGAGCAUGACAAGUACUAUUUAAUCCGAAGCUUUGUAAAGCGUAGUUCAGUAAUCUUCGUAUCCUCGUUCAGUUAAGUUAUAAAUCUUGAAUGAUAAUCAAGAUAUGAAAAUGUAAAGAGUGUGUUUCCUUGCUCUACCAUCUCAAUAAUAUAAAUAGAAGCACCUCUCACAUUCUCACCCAGCUAAACCUAAACAACAGAAUGGGAAGUUUUAGACUGGCCUUUUAGAUUAACCGUUUUAUCGGUACCAAAGUAUUAUGUUAUAUAAUUUUUUGUUAUACUCGUAAUUCUAAUAGUAGUCAUUGGAAAUGUGCCCUUUUUGAGUAGCUGCCCCCGCUGCCUCAAAAUGCUUCCGGCGCCCCUGUCCAGACCCCUAACUCUUGAAAGUUAGGAGUCUGGAGCACAGGUUAGUUCAGAGAGGCUUUUUAGUUUGAAAAGGCUAAUUUUUUAUCACUAUAUAAAAUAAAUUUUCGAAAAGUUAUCAGUUACCUAAACCAUGCAAAAUAUCUGUCGAAAAACUUUCGUAUUUUGUAAAUAGAUAUAGCUUACUCUGAACUUUAACAAGGGGGACUGAGCCCCCAGAGCCCCUUCAAGACACCACUGAAAUCCUUUUUUUGGCAGUACACAAUUUGCUUUCAAAAUCUGCUGUGAGCAUUGAUUCCUGUGGCACUCCUUGUCCAAGUUCACCCCAGGAGCUGUAUUGACCUUUUGUAGUGAUUUUAAUAUUGUAAAUUAGGCCAUAUUCCUACAUCAUGCCAUCACUAUGACAUCCACCUAGGUCAUUCACAGCAUCACCUAGCACAGGACAUUCCCUUCACCAUUGAUCACACGUUCACACAUCUAUGUCAUGCUGAUUUCUUCCCAAGUUUAGAUCUUUCCUUCUCCAUUGCAUCAUCAUUACAUCAUCACAACACAUCAUUACUCAGCACAUUUAUUUUGUUUAUAAGUAUGUUAAUUUGUAUGUAAUUCAGUCAGUCAGUCAAGUUCAGUUCAGAUCAGAGUUAUACAGCAAUACACUAUCUCUCUCACUGGCUCCGUGUUCUCUGCACGUUAAAUAAGAUAUCGAAGCAAACAUCAACGAUGGAAAGUCAUAGGAUAUGAUAGGAACCAUUGCAAUUCUUGCUAAAUAAUAGCGUUCCUAUACUUUCACUUUGACUCUUUGCUUGCUAUUAGACGGGUAGUAUUGUAUAAGUAAAAGAGAACUUCUAUCUACACCAUAGGCAUGUAGUUUUGCUAAAAGUAGGAUUUUUUGGUAGACAGUCAAAGGCUUAUGACAAAUCCAUAAGGACAGCGCCAAUAUGUUUGUUCCUUUCCAGUUCUGUUUUCCAGUCUUCAAUAAGUCUAAAGAGUGUGCUGGAGAGAAAACGGUUUUCUAUAUGCGCAUAGGAAUUUCGAAAAUUUUUCUUCAAGAAAUGGAGACAGUUGUAGCUCUAUUGCUUUUUCAAAUACCUUUGAAAAUGUCGUUAGUAGACUUAUUGGUCGAUAAUUUUCCUUAUUGAAAGAAUCUUUUUUUUAUAGACAGGUGAGAAUAUAACCUUUGUUUGAAAAGUUUGAAAAUGUUUCUUGAAUAAUGAAUGCAUUUAUUUAUGAUGUUCAGGAGGGGUUGUAGGAUGAUAUCAACUGAGAUCUUUAGGAAUUUUGCAUUGAUCAUGUCGUUCCCGUGUGCCUUUUUGUGAUUCAGCUUCACAACUAUUUGUCUUAGGCUUCUUUGGUGAUCGCUUUAAAGCUUAAGGUUGAGUUACUCUAAGGUCCUUAAUAGAAGGGGGGUCUUGAUAGUUGGGGGGAGUCAGAAACUUUUCAAAAAAUAAAUAAGCGGGGGGUCCUAGUAAGUGGGGGGUCGGAAAUGUGAAAAAUCUGAAAAAUCACGUGAUGAUUCUUUUUAGAGGUUAAAGGAGAUUUUCUUCUGAAUACAGUCGAUAGCAAAAUGACAAUUAUCACCAUGUGAUAAUAUAUUGUUGUAUUACUAAAAUGAGCACGCUAAUUAUCAUUGUGUACAUCAGUCAGGCCUAUGUAAAUCUUUUUAGGAUGUCACUACUUUUCUAUGUUAAAACUUUUGUACAAUGGAACUUCUUCACUUAAGAGAAACUUUGCAGAAAUUUCACACUUGCAAGAUUAAAGGACAAAUGAAAUAAGGGAUAUGAAUGACUGCAUAUAAAAAUUAAUAAACGGGGGAUCCAAAAAAGCUCCGGGGGGUUCAGAAAAAAAUCAAAAAAUUAAUAAGCGUCCCCCCUUCUAUUAAGGACCUUAGAGUAUUUGUUAGGAAGUUGUUGAUUGCUUUUAUGCUUGAAUGCUCUUUAAAGUAUCUUAUUAUUUCAGUUAUUGUUGAAUUCUCAGUCAGAUCUUUAUGGAUUGAAUCAAAGAUCUUUGAUUGAAUUUGUAGUUUGACCACCCCCGUAUAUAUUUCUAUCAGCACGAUAUGGAAUUUUAUAUCCAGGAAUAAAAAAUUGUUCAGUUGAAAAAGAAUCAUCAAUUUUGGUUUCACUAACUUGUUUCCGAUACUGUUAAUGUUUAGAUGAGCAAGAAUAGGGUUUUUUGGGUAUUUAAGCCGAGCCUGUUUUAAUUCUUUGUAAUUUGAUGCCGAUUCAGUUAUAUUAUUUGAAGUGUAAGAAAGAAAGCAACUUAUUCUUAUUGAGUCAUGCAGAACGACAGGCCUUAAUGCAAUCCCUUAAGCGAGAACGAAAUUACAAGCGAGUUUUGCGCUACCUCAUUUGUUUAAGUGUAGACCACUGUUGCACUUGUCAUACACAGUUAUAUUACUGUUAUCAAUAGAAUGAAAGUUGUUUUUUUCACAAAUGUCAUACAAGAUAUUAUUCAGCUGUUGGACAUUGACAUCAGAAUUGCUAUACUUAGCUUGACGAAUGAUUCCCGAAAUGAAGAUACUGCAUGUUUGUUUACGUCUCCUGAUGCUCGUUGCCACUUCUUCAGGGCCUCCGACGAAGGGGGGCCGGGGGGGCCAUGGCCCCCUCACUUUUUUGCAAAACAAUAGAGCUUUUUUUAAAAACUUUUGUUAUGAUUUUAAUAUUUUCUCUUGGCCCCUCCACUUUCCAACCUGCGUCGGAGCCCAUGUUCUUUCAAUUCCUCGCCUAUUUGUCGCGGACUGCUGGAGGUGUUCAUGGCGUCAUUUAUGCCGCAAUGUAGAAUGAUAAAGUCUGGCUUUUUUGAGAUGAUAGGUUCGAUAUAGUGUUCCAGUUCCAUAGCCUUCAUACCACCGAUGCUGAUUUUGUUGACCCAUGCUUGCAUAUUUUUUGAAAGUUUGUGAGGGAGAAUAUUCUUGAUUAUAGAGUCGCCAAUGAUAGCAAUGUAAGGUUUCUUAUCUGAUGGAGGUUGGUAAUUAUGAGUAAGUGAAAAUUGUCGUUCUGAAAUGAUGAUCGUUGUGGUCUUCUGGACAUAGCUGAUUUAUCAGUAGGUUUCGCUUGAUGGAUAACUUUAUUUGGUUGGAUUAUGGUGCUACGUGGUUUAUGUGAUGGCAAAGUGGCGUUGUUUGGAACAUUUUGUACGGAGGGUAUAAAAGCAGGAAGAGAAUUAUAGGGCACAUCUUCAGAAAUGAUUUGUAAGGUAUCAGAUUUGUUUGGAUGUGUAAACGUGUGUGUUGCCUCCUGGUCUAUAGGACGGUUGGUGGGUGUUUUGAAAAAGCUGGUUUUGAGAUUGAUGACUGUAUUGGUUUGUCUUAUAGCUAACAGUUUGCCACGGAAUUUACGCAUUAUCAUGUUUGUAUUUCUUUUGGUCAACAAUUUCCUUUUUAGGGCUUCGAUUUCAGCUAAUAAGAUACUGUUUUCUUUCCGAAGUCUUAGAUUUUCUCUUUCGAUAUUUUGAAAACCAUCAAGGGUUGUUCCGUCCUUGGACAAUUUUAGUUGAUUUAUCUCAGCCUUCAUCAGCUCAAUACGACUCCAGACUGGCUGCAAUGCUUUGUUUGUCAAAUGCCGAUAUUUGAUUUGGACCGUAUUCCUGCCGGGGCUGAGCUUUAGAAGCCAUCAGAUUGUCAUCAGCUUGAUUAUUAUCGCCGUUUGCGUCAUCCUUCUGUUUCAGGUCAAAUUACUUUUAAAAAGUUUUCUCUAAACUCAUUUUA
Messenger RNA from Rhopilema esculentum, 13678 nucleotides. The record is from RefSeq and is a predicted model, not a curated record. Lineage: Eukaryota; Metazoa; Cnidaria; Scyphozoa; Rhizostomeae; Rhizostomatidae.